GACCAUUCACCAGCUGACCAUAUGUGCUUCCCUUAUACAGAGAAUACCUUAAGCCUCAGGAAUUCCACUUGCUCUCUUGCUGACAAUUUAUUUUUGUAACACGGGGUGUGUCUUUUUUGCCUGGCAGUGAAGCCUGAUAGUAUAGCGACAAUUUUUUUUUUUUUUUUUUUUCAGCUCGCCUCUUCUCUUUUCUCCCUAACUUUCAUUUGUCGCACCGGUGCUAUUGGAUCUAACUUGAAAGGGAAGCUGGACAAAGACCAGGAUUUGGUAAUUUGUGCUGAAAAGGGAAAAGAUCAAAAAAAUAAAAAAUGCAGACCACAGAUUUUGAUAAUUCAGAAAUUGAGCAGCAGUACAGCCGAGUGAAUUCCCGCUGGGAGGCCACAGAAGAUGACCUUGACAAUGAUAACUGUUCUGCCAGAAUGUUUGAAAGGUCCAGAAUUAAAGCUCUGGCAGAUGAACGUGAGACUGUUCAAAAGAAGACAUUCACAAAAUGGGUAAACGCAAAUUUGGCUUUUGUAAGUUGUCGUAUUUCAGACCUCUACUUGGACCUCAGAGAUGGGAGAAUGCUACUGAAACUACUUGAAGUGCUUUCGGGAGAGCAACUGCCAAGAAGAACGAAAGGGAGAAUGCGUAUCCACUGUUUAGAAAAUGUUGACAAGGCUCUUAAUUUUCUGAAGGAGAAAAGAGUCCAUUUGGAAAAUAUCGGUCCUCAUGAUAUAGUUAAUGGUAAUCACAGGCUGACGCUGGGUCUCAUAUGGACCAUCAUAUUACGAUUCCAGAUACAAGACAUAGUAAUUGAGACAAAAGGAAGUGAGACACGUUCCGCCAAAGAUGCCCUACUUUUGUGGUGUCAGAUGAAGACAGCUGGAUACCCCAAUGUCAAUAUAACAAACUUUACAUCAAGCUGGAAGGAUGGGUUGGCAUUUAAUGCUUUGAUACAUAAACACAGGCCUGAUCUAAUAGAUUUUGAGAAACUAAAGAAAUCCAAUGCUAGACAUAACCUUGAGAAUGCCUUUAAUGUGGCCGAUCGACAGUUGGGCAUAACGCAGCUUCUUGACCCAGAAGACGUCUUCACUGAAAAUCCAGAUGAAAAGUCCAUUAUUACCUAUGUAGUAGCAUUUUAUCACUACUUUUCCAAGAUGAAGGCAUUAGCUGUAGAAGGCAAAAGAAUUGGCAAGGUUUUGGAUGGCGCCAUCGAGACAGAAAAAAUGAUUCAUAAAUAUGAAAGACUUGCCUCUGAUCUGUUGACAUGGAUUGAACAAACAAUCCUGGCUCUGACGAACUGGAAGUUUGCUAAUUCUUUGUUGGGGGUUCAGCAACAAUUACAGUCAUUCAGUGCCUACAGAACCACAGAGAAACCUCCCAAAUUUCAGGAGAAAGGAGAAUUGGAAGUCCUUUUGUUCACCAUCCAGUCCAAGAUGAGGGAGAAUAAACAGAAAGUAUAUGUACCUCAUGACGGAAAGCUAGUAUCGGACAUCAACAGGGCCUGGGGCCGACUUGAAAAGGCAGAGCAUGAGCGAGAGACUACCUUGAGGGCUGAACUCAUUCGUCAAGAAAAACUCGAACAGCUGGCAAAACGCUUUGACAGGAAGGCAGCAAUGAGGGAGGCCUGGGUGGCUGAGAAUCAACAUCUAAUUGCUCAGGAUAACUUUGGUUAUGAUUUGCCAUCGGUGGAAGCCGCCAAUAAAAAGCAUGAAGCAAUUGAGACAGACAUUUUGGCUUAUAAAGAGAGAGUCCAGGCUUUAGUAAAUGUGGCCAACGAGCUGGAGAAUGAGAGAUACCAUGAUAUAAAACGGAUUAAUGCCAGGAAAGAUAACGUUGUUCGCCUCUGGCAAUACCUUCUAGAAAUGCUAAAUGCUCGGCAUCAGAGACUCAACAUGAAUUUGGAGCUACAGACCCAGUUCCAGGAAAUGUUGCACACUGUUAAUUGGAUGGAUGAAAUGAAAGUUGGUCUAUUAUCUCAAGAUUUUGGGAAACACCUUGAUGAGGUUGAAUAUCUCCUUCAAAAGCAUGCUUUAACUGAAGCUGACAUAGGGGCUCAAGAAGACAAGGUGAAAUCUUUUAAGACGUCAGUGCUUAAGUUUGUUGGUGGAGAUGGAUACCAGCCAUGUGACCCACAGGUGAUUAAAGACCGUGUUUGUCAUCUAGAACUGUGCUAUCAGGAACUUGUCACACUAGCAGCACAGAGAAAAGCUAAUCUACUGCAGUCUAGGUGCUUGUGGAAGUUCUUUGGAGACACGGAUGAGGCCGAGAGAUGGAUUAAGGAAAAAGAACACAUUUAUGCUUCAAUGGAUUAUGGGAAAGACCUAACAAGCAUUGGCAUUCUUCAAAGAAAGCACAAAGCUUUUGAAGAUGAACUCAAAGGUCUUGAAACCAGUUUACAACAAACCAUUAAUGAUGGAGAAACAUUGAUUGACCAAAAACACAACAAAGCUGCCAAGAUCAAGGAAAGAAUUGAUAAAAUCAAAGAAGAGUGGUCUCAGCUUAAAGAACUGGCUGCCUUUCGCUUAAAAGUACUAUGUGAUGCAGAAAAUUUCUUCCAAUUUCAAGUCGAUGCUGAUGAUUUAGCCGCAAGGAUGCAAGACACCUACCGUAUAAUGCAAAGUGAAGACGUUGGUCAUGAUGAGUACUCAACUAAUGUUAUGGUGAAAAAGCAAAAAGAUCUUCUAGAUGAUAUUAUGUUGAACAGAAAUGUUCUGGAGGGUCUGAAACAGGUAGUGGAAAGCUUUCCGGAGGAAUUCAAAAUGUCACCAGAGAUAGAUAGCCGCUGUCGAAGGUUAGAGUCUCUCUAUAUUGAUAUGGCAUCACUGGCUGAUCUGCGUUCUCAGAAGCUUCAAGAUGCUCUCGCGUUUUACACGAUUAUUGGUGAAAUAGAUGCAUGUGAAAUGUGGAUGAAUGAGAAGGAGAAGUGGCUGGAAGAAAUGGAGAUUCCGAAUUCAGUAGAGGAUAUGGGAGUCAUUCAACACAGAUUUUACACACUUGACCAAGAAAUGAAUGCGCUAGGUUCUCAAAUCCAGAAUGUAAACAACGAUUCCAAUGCACUUAUUGAGAAUGGGCAUCCUAAAAGAAAGGAAAUAAAGCAGGUCCAGGACCACAUGAACACUCGAUGGACAGUAAUUCAGGAGAUGGUAACACAAAGGAAAAGAGCCAUUGAUUCUGCCCUUGGUCUUCACAAUUAUGGCCUAGAGUGUGAAGAGACCAAGAAUUGGAUAAUUGAGAAGGUCAGGGUGGUGGAAUCCAUACAAGACCUUGGCAAUGACCUUGCAUCUGUGAUGUCCGUUCAGAGGAAGCUAUAUGGCAUUGAGAGAGAUCUAGCGGCCAUUGAGGCUAAACUAUUAAGUCUGCAAGAGGAGGCACAGAAAUUAGCAAACCAACACCCAGAUCAUGCCCAAGAAAUCUUGGACAGAUUGAUUGAGAUCAAUAAUGUCUGGCAAGAUUUACAGAAGGCUUUGCAAAAUCAAGAAGAUUCAAUAGGGGAAAGCAGCAAACUGCAGAAAUUUUUGGUUGACUUGUAUGAUUUCGAAACAUGGCUCUAUAGAGCCCAGCAAGCAACUGCUUCUGAAGAUGCACCAACUUCAUUAAUAGAAGCUGAAGAGCUUCAUAAUAAUCACAGUGCACUGAAAGAUGACAUUGAACACCAUGUUGUGGACUUCCAUGAUGUUGUUGACACUGGUAAUGCUGUAACAAGCGGCCAGACUGAUCCUCAAUACCAAGAAUUGAACCAACGCGUAAAGGACAUAGAAGUGGGUUGGAAUGAUCUCCACAAGAUGUGGGAAAACAGAGAGAAUUUCCUCUCUCAGUGCCUCGAAUUCCAAAAGUUAUUGAAAGAUGUCAAGCAAUCAGAAGCUAUCUUAAACAAUCAGGAAUAUGUCCUUGCUCACACAGAUCUCCCCAACACAUUGCAAGCUUCUCAAAAUAUUUUCAAAAAACAAGAGGAUUUCAUAGCCACCAUGGAAAAUAACAGAGAGAAGAUUACAGGGCCAAUUGAGACCGCAAAAAAAUUGGCCGAAGUCAAAAAUAUUUAUGCUGACAAAGCUCUGGAAAAAGUUUCAUCACUGGAAGACAGAUACGCUAUGAAUGCGAAAAAGGCAAAGGAAGUUAAUUCAUUACUGAGGGAUCAUUGCGACCUGCAGAAUUUCUUAGAAAACUGCGAUGAGUUAACCCUAUGGAUCAACGAAAAAUUGCUGACAGCUCAGGAUACGUCAUACGACGGAGCCCGCAAUUUGCACAGCAAAUGGUUAAAACAUCAAGCUUUCAAGGCAGAACUCGAUUCCAACAAAGAGAGGCUAAAGAAGAUUGACCUGGAAGGAGAACAGCUGGCUAAAGAGAAGGACCAAUUUGUACCAAUAAUUUCAGAAAAACUUAGUCAUCUGCAUAAGCUGUGGGACGAGCUGGAAACAACAACCUUAAAGAAAGAACAGGUCCUUUUUGAUGCAAACCGUUCUGAAUUGUAUGAACAACGAUACGCAGAUAUCACGAAGUGGAUAAAAGAGAUGGAGCAGCAGGUGGGAUCCGAUGAUUUUGGGAAUGACUUGACAAGUGUAAAUAUUCUUCUAAAUAAGCACAAGAGACUUGAAGAUCAGAUAGAACAAAAGACUAAAGAAAUAGAGGAAAUUAUUCCGCUGGAGCCAGACGCUGGAACAAAACUUGAUGAUAAAGAGCAAAAUAUUAGAGAAAGAUUUCUGCAGCUUCAGGAGCCCAUUCAAGAGAGAAAGAGAAAACUUAAUUCUUCAAAACAUGUACAUCAGCUCCACCGCGACUUGGAAGAUGAAACUCUCUGGGUUCAAGAGAAGUUACCACUUGCGGAGUCACAACAAUAUGGAAAUAAUCUUCAGACAGUUCAUAUGCUCAUAAAAAAGAACCAGACACUGCAAAAGGAAAUUGCCGGCCAUGGUCCCAGGAUAGACGAUGUUAUUAAAAGGGCAGAGAAUACGGAAGGUGAACCAGAUAUUGAUCCUCAGCCAAUUGAAAAGAAACGAAGGUCACUGCAAGAGUUAUGGGAACGCAUACAAACUGCAGCUGCGGACAGGCAGAGAGCCCUAAACCUGACAUUGGAAGCUCAGCAUUACUAUAUGGACGCAGCCGAGGCAGAAGCCUGGAUUGAUGAACAGCAACUUUAUUUGAUCGAAGAUGAAAAAACAACAGAUGAAGAAAGUGUGGUUCUUUUGGUGAAGAACCAUUUGAGCUUGCAGCAUGGAGUAGAACAUUAUGUAACAAAUAUUAGAGAAUUGGCCGACAAGUCUCAGAAGCUUCUUGCUCUAGAGCACCCUGAUAGUGAACAAAUAAUUCGACAGCAAGGCAAUAUAGAAAAACAAUAUGCAGCUUUACGGGAUAUGGCAGAUGAGCGGAGACAAAAAUUGGACAACAUCUAUCACAUGUUUCAACUAAAACGUGAAGUGGAAGAUUUGGAACAGUGGAUUGCAGAGAGAGACGUGAAGGCCUCAUCCCAGGAGUUGGGACAGGAUUUAGACCAUGUAACUGUGCUGAGAGACAAAUUUCGAGACUUUGCCAAGGAGACAGGGACCAUAGGGCAGGAACGCAUUGACAACGUGAAUAUCUUAAUUGAAGAACUAAUUGACGCUGGUCAUUCUGAAGCCGCCACCAUCGCAGAAUGGAAAGAUAACUUGAACGAGAGCUGGGCAGACCUGCUGGAGCUUAUUGAUACCCGAGUACAACUUUUAACUGCAUCAUAUGAGCUUCACAAAUUCUUUUACGAUGGUACAGAAAUCCUUAACAUGAUACAAGAGAAGUAUGUUGAGUUACCCGAAGAAGUGGGUGCAGAUGAAUACACCGCAGAAUCCCUGCAUAGAGUACACACCGCCUUUGAAAGGGACAUUCAUUAUAUUGGGUCACAGGUUCAGUUUUUCCAAGACACAGCCGUACGUCUAAAUGCUGCCUAUGCUGGACAACAAGCUGUCGAUAUACAGAAAAAGGAGAAAGAGGUUGUUGACGCAUGGAAAGGACUUUUGGAUGCUUGUGAUGGGCGCCGCACUGAGCUAAUAAGUGCAUCUGAGAAAUUUCGAUUUUUUAGCAUGGUUCGGGAUUUAAUGGUUUGGAUGGAAAGCAUGAUUAGACAGAUUGAAACACAAGAAAAGCCAAGAGAUAUAUCGUCUGUUGAGUUUCUGAUAAAAUAUCAUCAAGACCUCAGAGCAGAAAUUGAAGCUAGGAAUGCAAACUAUGCCAAUUGUGUUGACCUGGGCCAUACCCUGCUUGAUAGAAAUCACCCUGCUUCUCAAGAGAUAAAAGAGAGGUUGGAACAGCUAGCAGAAAAAAGAGCUGAAAUGGUCGAGAAAUGGGACAAGCGUUGGGAUUGGCUGCGCUUAUUGCUAGAGGUUUGUCAAUUUGCCAGAGAUGCGUCCAUGGCGGAAGCCUGGCUAAUAUCGAAGGAACCUUACCUGUCCACCACCCAGGUUGGAAAUAGCAUUGACGAUGUAGAAAAGUUAUUGAAAAGACACGAAGCUCUAGAGAAAUCUACUGCAACAUGGGAGGAAAGAUUUGCAGCUCUUGAAAGACUGACAACUUUGGAAUUGAUGGAAAUAAGGAAAUAUCAGGAAGCUUACAAACAGAAAAUGGAGAUGGCUGGUGAAUCAGAAUUGUACCACAUGGAGACAAGCUUCGAACAUGAUAACGACAGAACGCAGGUGGAAAUACAUGAGAGUCGAGGACUUGAAGUACCCGUUGAAGUAGAAGAUGUUAAAAAAAGUGCUGAAACACAGGAUAAAGAUGACUGGAAAAUACAAAAGGAAGAAUAUGAGACAGAAAUUACAGAACAGACUGGGUACAGUAUUUUACAGCCAGCUUCGAGGAGGACUGAAGAAGAACAGACAUCUUUGAGGAGGUCUGAAGAAGGGCAGACAUCUCUGAGGAGGUCUGAAGAAGGACAAACAUCUGUGAGCUGGACUGAAGGACAGACAUCUGUGAGCUGGACUGAAGAAGGACACACCUCUGUGAGCAGGCCUGAAGAAUGGCAGACAUCUGUGAGCUGGACUGAAGAAGGACACACCUCUGUGAGCAGGCCUGAAGAAUGGCAGACAUCUGUGAGCUGGACUGAAGAAGGACAGACAUCUGUGAGCAGGCCUGAAGAAUGGCAGACAUCUGUGAGCUGGACUGACGAAGAGCAGCCAUCUACGAGCAGGACUGAACAAGAGCAGGCAUCUGGGAGCAGAACAGAAGAACAUGUGUCCACACUCCCAGCAGAGAUUGGACAGUCUAACAACAUUCAAAUGCAAGGAUAUCUAGCACGAAAACACGACCUCCAAGGGACACUCAAAAAGGCAGCAAGCAGGUCAUGGACAACAGUGUAUUGUGUGCUAAGGAAUUAUGACUUAUUUUUCUAUAAAGAUGCUAAAAGUUUUGCUAUGAAUGAAUCUCUGCAAGGUGAAGACCCACUGGUACUCAGCAGUGCAAGUUGUGAAACCGUGGCAGACUAUAAAAAGAAAAAGCAUGUUUUUAGGCUACGGCUGAGCGAUGGCAACGAAUGGCUAUUUCAAGGAAAGGAUGAGAAUGAGCGCCAAUCAUGGAUACAGGUUUUGAGAUCAGCGAUUAUGGAGACAUCAGACGUAAAACCAAAAUCCCAAAGCCUACCUUUACCAUCAACAUCUACGACUGAGAGCAAACCGGAGAAAAAAGAAAAACGAUUCAGUCUUUUCACCAAAAAAUAGCACCGUAAACAUACCGAAAAUGUACAAUCUUUGCCGAAAUAAAGACAUUAAGCAUA
This is a messenger RNA of Pelobates fuscus (common spadefoot toad), 7717 nucleotides long. It is a transcript of the gene SPTB, whose product is annotated as spectrin beta, erythrocytic. The transcript has 36 exons. Gene Ontology annotation, molecular function: structural constituent of cytoskeleton; actin filament binding; phospholipid binding. The record is from RefSeq and is a predicted model, not a curated record. NCBI's taxonomy places the organism in Eukaryota, Metazoa, Chordata, Amphibia, Anura, Pelobatidae. Gene Ontology annotation, cellular component: plasma membrane; cortical actin cytoskeleton; cell projection. Gene Ontology annotation, biological process: actin cytoskeleton organization. The coding region runs from base 309 to 7661 and encodes 2450 amino acids.